Messenger RNA from Rotaria socialis, 1044 nucleotides. NCBI's taxonomy places the organism in Eukaryota, Metazoa, Rotifera, Eurotatoria, Philodinida, Philodinidae. The record is from the annotation of a GenBank genome assembly.
AUGGCAGCAGAUAUGAAUGAGUAUCAGGGAAAUUAUAUAGGAGAGUAUGGUGAUUUCCUCGACAAAGAAAUCAAGAGAAAUUUCAAGCAUAUAACUAAGCUUGAGCAGAGUGACCUUAGUCAGUAUUCAGAAGAUUUAAAUAGUUAUUUUCAAGCAUUAUCUUCUCUUGAUAGAUAUGAACUCGUUUUCGAAAGUCGACAAGGAGGCAACAAAAUAGAGCAUUGGCAUCGAGAAUUUUUUAAUUAUUAUCAUUUUCUUGAGAAUCAUAUUGAGGUAUGUAAAAUUUCUGGUAAAAAUGAAGAGUUAAAAAAUCUCUUGAUUAUUGCUCAAGCUUUGAGCUGUUUAGCUCGUGUCUGUAAAGUUAUAUUCAAAGAUAAUGGAUUUCGAGUUUUAUACUGGCAGUAUCGACUUGGCAUUGCUAAAAGCUCUCGAGAAGCUUAUAAACAGGCGAUGGAUUAUCUAUUCAAGGGAGACUAUACAAGUGCAGAUCUAGCACUAUCUGAUAUUGUUGAAAAAUUGCCCGAUUCGACAUUUUUAAAACAGAUCAAAUAUGAAUUACAGUUGUCUCUUGAAAAAUUAAUUGGAUUUACCGAAACUUCUGCACACUGUAAAACCGAUCAAAUUUUAGCAACAGCCAUUUUAAACGGAAUUAAGAAUAUUGAACUAUUUAUUAGUAAUAAUCAUUUUCUUCCGGCUGAGCAAUAUAAAAAACUGGAAGAAUUACAAGCAAGAUUUAAUACACUACAUAUUGAAAUUUUGCAACGUUGUGACUUUACAGAUAUUGACAAUUAUUGUAUUAAUCCACCUAAAGAUCUUUUUUCUCAAUUAAAAAAGGCUGUUUCAGGUGGCUAUGCUAAAUAUACAUCAAUUUCUAAUACUUUAAUGGAAAAACUUCGAUUAAAUUUUAGUCUAGCUAUAGAUAAAGUACGUGAAAUUUCUUCGAACGAUCGCUCUACUAAAGUACGCUCAAUCAAAGUUGCAUUUCUCUUUUUACCAGAAGAAUUAAAAACAGUAUUUCAAGCACACAUAGAUGAGUUGAAUUAA